This is a messenger RNA of Bicyclus anynana (squinting bush brown), 447 nucleotides long. Its product is annotated as zinc metalloproteinase nas-4-like. Gene Ontology annotation, molecular function: metalloendopeptidase activity. Gene Ontology annotation, biological process: proteolysis. Lineage: Eukaryota; Metazoa; Arthropoda; Insecta; Lepidoptera; Nymphalidae. The record is from RefSeq and is a predicted model, not a curated record. Bases 1 to 447 code for a protein of 148 amino acids. The transcript has 3 exons.
AUGAUCAUCAUCCACGAACUGCUGCAUAACCUCGGCUUCUUCCACAUGCAAUCCGCUUACGAAAGAUACAACUAUGUACGCAUCAACUGGGCUAACAUUCGACAAGGGUCGGCCCACAACUUUUACCGCAUGCAACGCAGUCAAGUGAAUCUCUUAGGUCUUCCCUAUGAGUACCAAAGCUGCAUGCACUAUAGUACGCAUGCAUUUAGUAUCAACGGGCAACCAACUAUAGUGGCUACCAGGAGUUUCUCGGGAACGAUGGGUCACAUGGUCUACGUCACCCACUGGGACUGGGUAAGGCUGCGCCGACACUACAACUGUCCUGGAGCGUGGAAUGAGAGGGACAUGCAGGAGUUAAAGGAAGAGGUGGAUCGCACACGACCUUUGAUGUACUCUUCACUACCACAAACUGAAGCCGUUGACAAAGAGAUUGAGAGCACUUUGUAA